GUGGUGUGUUGUCAUCGUUAAUAAAGUUAAUUUAGUAAAAUCAGGAGAUUCGUCAAUUCAAUAAAAGUCAAGCAAAUCAUUAAUAAAGUUAGUAUAGUAAAAUAAGACUUGCAGAGUCAAUAAAAUUCAAGCAAAACGAAACAGGGUGAGUAUUUGGUGAUACAUAUGGCUGGAAAAACUGCACUUGAACAUAUCACUGAAGCACACAAUCAAUGGACUCAAAGUCACCCUGAUGGUUUUGUGGCUACGCCAGUAAAAACUGGUUCAGAUCCAUCGUCAGUCAAUUUGAUGGAGUGGAGCUGCUAUAUCCCUGGAAAAGCCGGGACUGACUGGGAAGGUGCCUCGUAUCCAAUAACAAUGCUCUUCAGCGAAGACUAUCCUAACAAACCACCUACGUGCAAGUUCCCCGAAGGUUUCUUUCAUCCCAACGUCUAUCCAUCAGGGAUGAUAUCUAUAGACAUCCUCGAUGAAGACCGGGAGUGGGAUCCUGACCUCACCAUCGAAGAAAUCUUGUCGAGUAUCCAAGAUUUUCUUCACAAUCCAAACCCUUACGAUCCAACACAAGAUGCUUAUUAUAUAUUCAGCAGAGAUCAGGAUGCAUACAAGCGGGUGAGACAGCAAGUCGAGUAUUAUGCAUCUCUUCCCCCUCCUUAGUUUGUCGUUGACAUGGUUGGUCGCGUACUUAGCUUCUUGAAAAUGGAAUCGAUAUUGAAUCUUGAAAGAUCAGAGUAAACUGGAAAACUCAUUUUUUGUCAAUAGUGUUGAUGUUCUAAGACAUGGGAUCUUAUUGCUUUGACACCCCAGAUUUUGUCAUGUCUAAGAUAUUACAUAACAUGCUACUUCGGUUUCAUGUUUUAUUACGGCUUUGUUUACUGGCCUUUUGUCUUGUGCUGGGGGUCUAUCCGAAACAGCCUCUCUACUUCUUCGGAGGUAUUGGUAUGGACUGCAUACAUUUUACUCUCUCCAGACACAGACGCCACUACGUGGGA
Capsicum annuum is the source of this 989-nucleotide messenger RNA. RefSeq names its product SUMO-conjugating enzyme SCE1-like. Gene Ontology annotation, biological process: protein sumoylation. Bases 166 to 654 code for a protein of 162 amino acids. The record is from RefSeq and is a predicted model, not a curated record. Lineage: Eukaryota; Viridiplantae; Streptophyta; Magnoliopsida; Solanales; Solanaceae. The transcript is spliced from 5 exons. Gene Ontology annotation, cellular component: nucleus. Gene Ontology annotation, molecular function: SUMO conjugating enzyme activity.